Colletotrichum paranaense is the source of this 1233-nucleotide messenger RNA. RefSeq lists its product as uncharacterized. Bases 1 to 1233 code for a protein of 410 amino acids. The transcript has a single exon. The record is from RefSeq and is a predicted model, not a curated record. NCBI's taxonomy places the organism in Eukaryota, Fungi, Ascomycota, Sordariomycetes, Glomerellales, Glomerellaceae.
AUGCACUUCUCUACCUCUCUAGCCAUCUUGGCUCUGUUGGAGUUGGCCGCGGCGGCAACAUGCCCCGCGACAGGACCCCCAGUAUACCCUAGGGCUACGGAGAAUAAUACCGCCUUCAUCCCCUUCAUCAACAAGUUUCCUGACAUCAACACCACGCCCUCACUUACAUUUACGGUCAUGACCAAAGACUUGGAGACACUUAAAAUGAAGCCGGUGACCAUCAAGUCUGCCGGCAUGGACACCGGUUCCACCGGCGUCAUGAUCGGUGCCGGCGUUCUCGGUUUCGACGCGAAAACACAGUUCGACAAAUCCAAGCCCGGAAACGAAUAUCUGUCUUCCAGUGGUAGACUGUGGCAAGGCUACUGGGUCGAUGCAAACCUCACUUUCCCCGCAAUGGUGGAUGAACGCACGAUUGGCGAAGAUGUCGUUGCCUCCGUUCCUAUCCUGAUCGUCACCGAAGCCAGUAUCUGCCGCGCAUGGAAGACCCAGGGCUCCUGCACGGAAGCGCAGAAGUCCAACAUCACAAUGUACCCCAAGGAUAUCCACUACAUGGGUGUCGGCUUCGGUAGAUGGAGCAGCGAGCAGCCCGAUGCCCUGCCUGAUAAGGUGUCUCUGAUCAACAUUGCGUCUAUCGGCGGUCGACCUGUGAAGAGUACGAUUCACCAGGGCUACGUUCUGGGCAAAGAUGGCGUCGAGGUUGGUCUCACGAGCGAGAACACCGAAGGAUUCUGCAAGACGCAGCUCGACGUCCGAUCCGGAUCCAACUCCACCAUCGACUGGAACAUGGUGAACAUGGCCAUCAAAGUUAACGACUCGCCCUACGACCAUGGCCCAGCUCUUUUCGACACUGGUAUUCCCCAGGCGUUCCUUCGGGUUAACAAAGACGUCAGAUCGCACUUCAAGAAUGUCACAUCCAAGGCUAUCAAGACACACCCUCAGGUUGCUGCCAAGGGAACCGUUGUGGUGGUUCACAUUCCCAACGAAAAGAAUCCUAUUGCGACUUACAACGUUACUGCCCAGGGUGCGGGUAAGCCCAAUCCAGCGACAAUGCAGCCCUUGGGAUUCGUACUGGAGGAUCCACCUGUGGCACCCAACGUGCCUUUCAUCAACACUGGCAGGAUGUUCUAUAACGGCUUCGACGCCCUCUUCGAUUCCGCUUGUGGCUGGUUUGGAUUGGCGGAGCUCGAAGAGACUAGCGCAAAGAGGGUCAAGAGGGCUACUUGCCCGUCCUAA